CAGAUUGAGGUAAUUCCCUGUAAGAUCUGUGGGGAUAAAUCAUCAGGAGUUCACUAUGGAGUCAUCACCUGCGAGGGUUGCAAGGUGAGACUGCAGCACUACACACCUCAUUUCACUCUGACCAAGCAGACAUAACAAACCGUGUGGUCAGAUGACUUAUUUCCAGUGGUUUCAUUGGUUAUGUCAAUGGUCCUCUCUCCCCCUCAGGGUUUUUUCCGGCGUAGCCAGCUGCCGUCCGUGUCCUACUCCUGUUCCAGACAGAGUAACUGUCCUAUAGACAGAGCCAGCCGCAACCGCUGCCAGAGCUGCCGAUUGCAGAAGUGUGUGAACCAGGGCAUGAGCCGGGAUGGUGAGACACGCACGCACACAUAAAAAACUAAGAUGUCUCCUGGUAAAAUAAAGGUUGAAUAAAUACACACUUGACUUUAUAUAAGGGUAAUUCAACUCAACUCCACCACCAACUGUUUUUGUUUCCCCAGCUGUGAAGUUUGGUCGGAUGUCAAAACGUCAGCGGGACUCUCUGAAUGCCGAGGUGGAGAGACACCGUCAGCAGCAGCAGCAUCUCCAGGCAGAGGCCCAGCCAGCCCUGCCCUACCCAAGCAAGGCACGCCGUAACCGGUCACCCCACCUGCUCCAGCCCCUGGCUUCGGCCUACUCCUUCCCUGGAGAGCCAGAGCUGCCACCCUGCCCGACAGAUGUGCUCCCCUACCUGGUGUGCUCCCCAGGCGAGUCCCAGGCCCCAGGUCUGGCCUACCAGGGCUCCUGUGUGUCUCCUGGCAGUGGGCACUCAUACGAAAGAGGUAAGGGACACAUACACACACACGAAACACAUAAUCAGACUAGCACUGUUUAAUAUCUAUUACCCCCCUUCCCCCUUCUCACUACCUCUUCUUCAGGGUUCGACUCCCGUCAGCCGUCUCCUGACCAGACGAUAGGGAUGGGAAUUAGAUCCUAUGACCCAGACGAAUCCUAUUUCCCCUCCCUGCUACACAUAGAAGAGCUGUGUGGCAGUAUCAUGCGCUCCCAUAGGGACACCAGUCAGUUCAGACUGGAGGAACUGCAGGCUCUGAGAUGGAAGUUGUUCAGCAGAGAGGAGAUCCAUGCCUACCAGAGCAAGGUACUGUAUCAACACAUCACUGGUCUCAUAUAAAUCAUCAUCAGUCAGUCGUCAGUAAAAAAUAAGGGUUUUAUUAAUAAGUUAAAAUAACUCUGACCCCUGAACUCAAGUGAAGGCAUCCUGUCUCUCUCUUCUCCUUCUCACCUCUUUUUUGGAAUUCCCACUCCCCUCACAUCUCUCUUUUUCUCCUGUCUCCCCCUCUCCCUCCCUCACUUUCUCUCUCUCCCUCCCUCUCCUUCCCUCCCUCCCUCUCCCUCCCUGUCCCUUUCGCUCCCCCUUCCUCUCCCUCCCUCCCUCCCUUCCUCCCUCCCCCUCCCUCCCUCUCCUUCCCUCCCUCUCCCUCCCUGUCUCCCCCUUCCUCUCCCUCCCUCCCCCUCCCUCUCCUCCCGCUGUCUCCAGUCAGUAGAUGAGAUGUGGCAGCACUGUGCCAUGAGGCUGACUGAAGCGGUACAGUACGUGGUGGAGUUUGCCAAACGCAUCCCAGGGUUCCGUGGGCUCGGCCAGAACGACCAGAUCACCCUGCUGAAGACUGGUGAGCCGAACCCACUUGUCAAUCACUCCUUAAUCUACUAUCAUCUCUCCCCUCUCUCAACAAAAGUCUUCCUGUAAGAAGUGCACAUUGCCAUUACUAAAUCUUCUCUCCCCCCCCCCUCUCUCUCUCCCUCCCUCCCUCCAUCUCUCUCGCUCUCUCUCAGGUUCGAUGGAGGUAGUUCUGGUCAGAAUGAGCAGGUGUUUUAACACAGAGAACAGCACCGUCUUCUUCGAUGGGAAGUUUGCCAGCACUGAACUUUUCAAGUCUCUGGGUAAGUCCAUUGGUUCCUAGUCUUAGCUAUUGAAUGGAUGCUACUGUGCCCUCCGUAAUUAUUGGGACAGUGAAGGAUGUUCUAUUCUUAUGGCUCUAUACUCCAGAAGUUUGGAUUUGAAAUCAAACAAUGACUAUGAGGUUAAAGUGCAGACUGUCAGCUUUAAUUUUAGGGUGUUUUCAUCUGUAUUGGGUACAUACGGUGCAUUUGGAAAGUAUUCAGACCCCUUGACUUUUUCCACAUUUUGUUACCUUACAGCCUUAUUCUAAAAUAGAUUAAAAUAUUUUUUUUCCUCAUCGAACUACAAACAAUAACCCAUAAUGACAAAGCAAAAACAGGUUUUUAGACAUUUUAGCAAAUGUAUAUUAAAAAAAAGAUACCUUAUUGUGGUCCUCUGUAGCUCAGCUGGUAGAGCACGGCGCUUGUAACGCCAAGGUAGUGGGUUCGAUCCCCGGGACCACCCAUACACAAAAAAAAAUUAUGCACGCAUGACUGUAAGUCGCUUUGGAUAAAAGCGUCUGCUAAAUGGCAUAUUAUUAUAUUAUAUUCAGACCCUUUGCUAUGAGACUCGAAAUUGAGCUCAGCUGCAUCCUGUUUCCAUUUAUCAUCCUUGAGAUCUUUCUACAACUUGAUUGUAGUCCACCUGUGGUCAAUUCAAUUGACUGGACAUGAUUUGGAAAGGCACACACCUGUCUAUAUAAGGUUCCACAGUUGACAGUGCAUGUCAGAGCAAAAACCAAGCCAUGAGGUCGAAGGAAUUGUCCGUAGAGCUCCGAGACAGGAUUGUGUCAAGUCAUAGAUCUGGGGAAGGGUACCAAAAUAUUUCUGCAGCAUUGAAGGUCUCCAAGAACACAGUGGCCUCCAUCAUUCUUAAAUGGAAGAAGUUUGGAACCACCAAGACUCUUCCUAGAGCUGGCCGCACGGCCAAACUGAGCAAUCGGGGGAGAUGGGCCUUGGUCAGGGAGGUGACCAAGAACCCGAUGGUCACUCUGACAGAGCUCCAGAGUUCCUCUGUGGAGAUGGGAGAACCUUCCAGAAGGACAACCAUCUCUGCAGCACUCCACCAAUCAGGCCUUUAUGGUAGAGUGGCCAAACGGAAGCCACUCCUCAGGAAAACGCACAUGACAGCCCUCUUGGAGUUUGCCAAAACGCAACUAAAGGACUCUCAGACCAUGAGAAACAAGAUUCUCUGGUCUGAUGAAACCAAGGUUGAACUUUUUGGCCUGAAUGCCAAGCGUCACGUCUGGAGGAAACCUGGCACUAUCCCUACAGUGAAGCAUGGUGGUGGCAGCAUCAUGCUGUGGGGAUGUUUUUCAGCAGCAGGGACUGGGAGACUAGUCAGGAUAGAGGGAAAGAUGAACGGAGCAAAGUACAGAGAGAUCCUUGAUGAAAACUUGCUCCAGAGCGCUCAGGAUCUCAGACUGGGGCAAAGGUUCACCUUCCAACAGGACAACGAUCCUAAGCACACAGCCAAGACAAUGCAGGAGUGGCUUCGGGACAAGUCUCUGAAUGUCCUUGAGUGGCCCAGCCAGAGCCCGGACUUGAACCCAAUCAAACAUCUCUGGAGAGACCUGAAAAUAGCUGUGCGGCGACGCUCCCCAUCCAACCUGACAGAGCUUGAAAAGAUCUGCAGAGAAGAAUGGGAGAAACUCCCCGAAUACAGAUGUGCCAAGCUUGUAGUGUCAUACCCAAGAAGACUCUUGGCUGUAAUCGCUGCAAAAGGUGCUUCAACAAAGUACUGAGUAAAGGGUCUGAAUACUUAUGUAAAUGUGAUAUUUCAGUUUUUUUUUUUUUUAUAUACAUUUGCACAAAUUUCUACUAACCUGUUUUUGCUUUGUCAUUAUGGGGUAUUGUAUGUAGAUUGAUGAGGGGGAAAAAACAAUUUAAUCAAUUUUAGAAUAAGACUGUAACAAAAUGUGGAAAACGUCAAGGGGUCUGAAUACUUUCCGAAUGUACUGUAGCACCCCCAUUUUAGGGGACCAAAAUUAUUGGGACAAAUUCACUUAUAUGUGUAUUAAAGUAGUAAAAAUGUAAAUGUAAGUAUUUGGUCCCAUAUUCCUUGCAUGCAAUGACUACAUCAAGCUUGUGACUCAAAAAAUGUGUUGGACGCAUUUGCUGUUUGUUUUGGUUGUGUUUCAGAUUAUUUUGUGCCCAAUAGAAAUGAAUGGUAAAUAAUGCAUUGUGUCAUUUUGGAGUCACUUUUAUUGUAAAGAAUAUGUUUGCAAACACUUAUACAUUAAUGUAGAGGCUGUAUGAUAUUUGUGCGUAUAGAGCCAAAAUAAUAAAAAAUCCUUCCCUGUCCCAAUAAUUACGGAGGACACUAUCUCAUAUUAGCUUAGGCAAUUGGUUCCUAGUCUUAGUGAUGCUAACUAUGCUAACUGUGUUGUUGCAGGCUGUGGCGAUCUGAUUGUGGCGGUGUUUGACUUUGCUCACAGUAUGUGUGCCCUGAGACUGACUGAGCAGCAGAUGGCUCUCUUCAGCUCACUGGUGCUCAUUAACCCAGGUAAGACACACAAAUGCACACACAUUCUGUAAAAUGAUACUGCAGAUAAUCUUAGUACAGUAAAGUCAUAGAUCACUAAAGUCAUAGAACAGUAAAGUCAUAGAACAGUAAAGUCAUAGAUCAGUAAAGUCAUAGAACAGUAAAGUCAUAGAACAGUAAAGUCAUAGAUCAGUAAAGUCAUAGAAUAGUAAAGUCAUAGAACAUCAUAUAAAUAAUAUAUUUUAAUAUUUUUCCUGUGUGUGUAGAUCGCCCCUGUCUUGAGGAUGGAGGCAGAGUACAUAGAAUGAGGAGAGACUUGGACAGAUGCCUCAGACACAUGCUACACAGAGACAACCAGGAGAGCCUUCUGAACAAGGUAACACACACAGGCACUCGCACAUACACACGCGCACAUACACACUCACACACUCACAGACUCACGCAUUCAAGUUUGAGAGAGUAGUGAGUGUUUACCCUCUAUGACAUCACUGGAUACAGUGUGUAGAACUGUCAUUGACUAGCUGUGUGUGUGUGUUGUCCCCAGCUCUACCAGAAGGUGUCAGUGUUGCAGUCUCUGUGCAGUCUGCAUGUGGAGAAGCUGAUCUGGUUCAGCCAGCGCUACCCGCUCACCGUCCACUCUGUCUUCCCUCCUCUAUACAAGGAGCUGUUCACCUCCGACCUGCCUUCUGUGGACUCCCUCUGAACUCUCUCUGAACUGCACCGUACAUGUUGACAGAUAAUUAGACAAAGAAACAUGCAUGCAGUAGUAGACAGACACACACACACAAACACACACAGACACACAGACA
Molecule: messenger RNA, 5211 nt
Organism: Coregonus sp. 'balchen'
Lineage: Eukaryota; Metazoa; Chordata; Actinopteri; Salmoniformes; Salmonidae
Source: the annotation of a GenBank genome assembly